Synchiropus splendidus (mandarinfish) is the source of this 2190-nucleotide messenger RNA. RefSeq names its product tapasin-like. The transcript is spliced from 8 exons. Gene Ontology annotation, cellular component: membrane. Bases 105 to 1424 code for a protein of 439 amino acids. The record is from RefSeq and is a predicted model, not a curated record. Lineage: Eukaryota; Metazoa; Chordata; Actinopteri; Syngnathiformes; Callionymidae. Gene Ontology annotation, biological process: antigen processing and presentation of endogenous peptide antigen via MHC class I.
UCCUGUGAAAGUGAAACUAGUCAGCGCGCGUAGUGAAGGGGAGAACCAGCGAAAGCUUUUUGUUUCUGCUGAAGUAGCAAGCAGAAGAGAAGGCGGCCACAAUCAUGGCAAACUUCGACACCAUUUACAAAGUUACUCUUUUCGCCGCCACCUGCUUCACUACAGCCUGGGGCAUCAGCUGUCCGGCCGUGGACUGCUGGUUCGUGAAGGAGCCGGCCCGUGGUGGUGGCCUGUCGUCCGGCAACACCCUGGUGAAAUCCCUGCUCCACGUCCGCACGGACGCUCGCGGCCACAGCGGCGAGUUUCAGCAAGACACUGAAGGGGAACGAUUCUACUACAUAACCGACCCGUCUGCAACUCUGUGCCACGAGUCUCUGCACGCUCACCGGGACUCCGUACACAAGCCCCACUGUGAGAUCGCACCGCUGGUCCCUCAGCCCGCCUCCGUCCAGUGGGUGGUGUCGCUCACAGACCCGCCUCUGAGCCCGCCCUACCUGCAGGCCGACUGGCUGUCCACCUCGGCUCACGGCCUGAAUGACCAGCUGGUGAUCUCCAACAUCCUCCGUGCGCCCACUGCGAGCCGAGAGCACGAAGUGAUUCUCAGCAUCACCAGCAAGACGGUCCAAGUCCAGUCCAGAAUCGGGGAGCCAGUGUUGUUGGACUGCACGUUCUGGGCGGACCCGAAAUCGCCGCUGUACGGCUCGGGCUUCGCUGUGGAGUGGCGAUACCAGUUCCGCGGCAGAGGGCAUCUGGUCCUGGCCUACGACGGGAAGAAGGACCGGCUGGCCGACGUCCAGGAGGAAGGGGCCUUGCUGGACUUCGAGGCCCUGCACCGGGAGAGAAACGCGUCCCUGAUGCUGCAGAAGGCCAAAGUCAGCCAUUCCGGGACGUACAUCUGCGCUGUCCACCUGCCGUACCUGAUGGCCCAGGUCACCGUGCACCUGCAGAUCGUAGAGCCUCCGACCCUCUCCAUCAGCCCCUCCCCUCUUCCCCUGACGGUUCCCGGGCAGAGCGUCACCGUGGAGUGUGAGGCCACGGGCUUCACUCCUCACACUCUGGAGCUCAGCUGGGAAUUCCGGGGCAGCGACGGGAAAACCCGACAGCUGGGAUCCGGCAGCAUCUCGGGCCACAGGCAGUCCGUGGACGGAACCUCCAGCCAGAGCACACGGCUGCUGCUGGACUUCUCCAAACUGGACUUGGAGCGCGAUGGAAAGGUGGCGUGCGUCGCCGUUCACCCUGGAGGAACACGGCGGGCGAGCGUUGCCCUCAACACCCUUGGCUUCAGCGCUCCAUCAAUGGAGGACUCCAUGGCGAUGGUGGGCGUGGCCAUUCUGCUCUACGGUCUGAUCAAGAUAGUGUCCUGGACUUUCAGCCGAUCAGAUCCGACCGAAGUGAAUGAUGAUGUCAACAAGAAGCAGAACUGAAGCUGCAGUCACUCUCUGGUCUCAUCUCUGAAGUGUUUCGCCUCACUGUAUGAAGAAUCUCUGGGAAUUGUGAAUAGGCUCGUGGUGACGGGACGAACGCAUCGAUCACAUUUUGCUUUCAGAUUUUUUGUGCUAUGUGCCCCUUACCCUAGGUAGCUGGGUUACACCCCUCCCCCCCACUAGGGAAGAAAACAAAUCAAAUUAAUCUUCAGAAAGAUUUUUCUGGAAAAUAUCCAAAGGUACAUGGGAGACUAAAGUUUAGCACUAUAAAUUCAUAUUUAUUUUUAGUCCUGUUUUGCUUUAUUGCUACAUAUUGAUGAAGUUAUGAAUUCUGGACUGUGCUGUGAUGCGCUUGUAUUGUUUUUGAGAAGAAAAUCAUCCAUGCAGAUGUCAAGGUUAAAAGGUCACUGCCCUGGGAGCAGUGCAUGCACAGUGAGUGUUUCGUGGUAUUAGACAAUACAAAACAGCAGUUUAACAACAUGAAGGAAGUGGAAGGAGAGAGAGAACAUGGCAGGGAGGCAGGUCACUUUCAGUUGAGAAGCUGUGGACAUGUCUGAUCUCAUGGCUCACUCUCUGUGGUCAUCACCUCACUGUCAGAAACAUGAGUGACCCCAGACAACCUGUCAUGUCUCAUGACACAGAACAUUCAUCUUGGCUCACUCUUUCAUUAUUGUAGACACAUAGAGUAGCUUCCAAAGAUUUCUUAAAGUGAUGCUACAAAGGUGCGCUUUCAUCGGAUCACUGUUUUUUCUUAACUCUGCUUGGU